Messenger RNA from Diospyros lotus (date-plum), 1386 nucleotides. RefSeq lists its product as uncharacterized. Gene Ontology annotation, molecular function: protein dimerization activity; DNA binding. The coding region runs from base 1 to 1386 and encodes 461 amino acids. The transcript is spliced from 3 exons. NCBI's taxonomy places the organism in Eukaryota, Viridiplantae, Streptophyta, Magnoliopsida, Ericales, Ebenaceae. The record is from RefSeq and is a predicted model, not a curated record.
AUGUCAACAUCUAGGUCUUCAAAAUCUAAAGUUGUGAAAAAAAAUACAGCAGGAAAUAGGUCUGAUGUGGGAUGGCAAUAUGCCAUUGAUGUGGAUAAGAACUCAAGAAAAGUGCAAUGUAAAUUUUGUGAUAAGAUCUUUUCUAGAGGUAUUUUUCCCCUUAAGCACCACUUAGCUUAUACUCGUAAAGAUGUGGAGCCUUGUGUAAGUGUUCCCAAUGAUAUUAAAAAGGAAAUGUUGACAAUUUUGGUGAAAAAUGCCGAAGCCACUGAAAGAAAAAGAAAGAUAAUUCAUAGUAUUGAUGAUUCUGAUGAUGAGGGUGAUCAUAUGCAACACAUUACAUCAAAGGAAAAGGGUAAGAAUACUGGUUUGGAUGUUUUUUUGAAAAGGGGGCAGUGUGGAAAUGCAAUUGGAAGAGAGGAAAAUGUGGUGCAAGUUGUAACUGAUAAUGCUGCAAAUUAUAAAGCUGUAGGUGAGAUGCUAAUGGAGAAAAGAAAAGGGUUGUAUUGGACUCCAUGUGCUGCCCACUAUAUUGACUUGAUACUGGAGGAUUUUGACAAGAAACCAAAAGUCCAUUCUACUACCAUUACAAAGGCUAGGAGGAUAUCAACUUACAUCUAUUCUAGAACUCUUCUCAUUUCUAUGUUGAGACAUUUUACAAAAGGAAGAGACUUGAUAAGACCAGUUGUUACUCGCUUUGCAACUGUAUAUUUGACUUUAGGUUGUCUUAGUGAACUAAAAGGUCCCUUGAUGACAAUGUUCACUUCAAAGUCAUGGAAGUCUAGUAGGUUUGCAUCUCAACAAGAUGGAAAACGAGUUCAACAAAUGGUGUUAGAUUCUAGAUUUUGGAAAAAUAUAAUUUAUUAUCUGAAGGCAACUUUGCCAUUAGUAAAAGUUAUUCGAUUGGUUGAUUUAGAUGAGCAACCAGUUAUAGGUUUUCUUUAUGAGGAGAUGGAUCGAGCUAGAGAGAAGAUUAAAGUAAAUUUUCACAAUGUAAAGAAAAUUUUCGAGCCAAUUUUGAAGAUUAUUGAUGAAAGAUCGGAAUUUCAAUUGCAUAGGCCAUUACAUGCUGCAGCGUAUUAUUUGAACCCUCAUUAUCAUUAUAGUCCAAAUUUUAAAGUUAAUAUGGAAAUAAAAUUGCGACUAUUUAACUACAUUGAAAGAAUGGUUAGAGAUCCAGAUGAAAGGGACAAAAUAUAUGUGCAACUUGAUAUGUUUAAGGAUGCAAAAGGGUUAUUCGGCCAUGAAUCUGGUAAACAUUCAAAGGAUAAAAAGGCUCCAGGAAAGUGGUGGGACACCUAUGGAGAUAGAUGUCCUGAGUUUCAAAGAUUUGUUAUUCGUGUGUUAAGCUUGACAUGCAGCUCUAUUGGGUGUGAACGAAAUUAG